CCUUGUAUCGCUAGCAGAAAGCCAGAAACAAAUAAUCUGGCCGCUCCUCUAUGCAUUGAUUCAACCUCCUGAUUUCAAUCUUCAACUGAAUCAACAAAUUCUGUUAUUCUGUUUCUCACUUCAAUUCACGCAUUUUCAUCGAUCUAAUUCAACCACCACCAACAACAUUUCACCGCUUCAUGCGUGUUAGUUAGGUCACACAACGAUCAAACAUGAGAGCCAGAUUAUUAGUGUUCCCGAUCAAAGGAAGAAACUGGUGCUUCAUGCGAUCGGUUGACCGCUCAAACGCACAAUCGCAAUCUUCACAAUCUCCUACAACGUUUAAACAGCUUUGGGAGAAAGUUUCUUCGUCUUCUCAUAAAUCCACUGCUGCUAAUCUCGAGAUUUGUAUCGAUUUUGCAGCUAAUAAGAUGAAUAAGGCUUGGGCUGGUUUGGAGAAGGCGCCUCAAGGGAGUUUCAAGAAUAAAAUUCAUAGUUUGGGAUUAAAGCUUUUGUCGCGUGUUAAGCCGUCUGAGAUAUUUUUGAAAUCGAUACCGAAGCAGUUAAAUGGAGUUGAGGUUGUCUUCCCAUCAAGCUUAAAUCCAAGGCUUGUUCGACGAAGAUUAAGGCAUAUUGCUUUAAAGGGGACUAUUGUUCACAAGAAUUACUUUUAUGGAUCUGUGACACUGCUCCCAGUUACCUCUGCUUUUGCUGUUCUACCUUUGCCAAAUGUACCCUUCUUUUGGAUCUUAUUCCGCACUUAUUCCCACUGGAGAGCUCUUAAGGGAAGUGAGAAGCUUCUCGAGCUGGUAUCAGAUUCCUCAAAGAAUCAGAACUCUCAUGAGAAAGACCAUGUGAAUGAAGCAGCGGAAAAUGACUCCAAGAAGGAAACUCACCCGCCACUGGUAAUGCAAGCAUCUGAGGAGCUUGAAAGACUUAUUGGAGAUGGAAAUGAUGUUAGCAAGUGUACAUUAAAAGAGAUUAGCAAGGUGUUCGAUUUGAAUACAACGGACGUUCUAAAAUACCAUCAACAACAAAACUAGUUGCACUUGUUUUAGGAAUAAUAAGAGAAAGAUGGAAAAUUUUGAUUUGUUCAGCCAUGUAUUUAAAGACAGACAUGGAUGGAUCUCAUUGAUUGUUUUGUUUCUCAAAUUCUUCACAUGUUCAAUGAUUAUUAACACUUGUGUUACUGCUGUUGCAGUUGCUUUAUUUCAUAACUCAUUAGGAGGAAA
Helianthus annuus (common sunflower) is the source of this 1211-nucleotide messenger RNA. RefSeq lists its product as uncharacterized. Gene Ontology annotation, cellular component: mitochondrial inner membrane. The transcript is spliced from 8 exons. Lineage: Eukaryota; Viridiplantae; Streptophyta; Magnoliopsida; Asterales; Asteraceae. The coding region runs from base 213 to 1022 and encodes 269 amino acids. The record is from RefSeq and is a predicted model, not a curated record. Gene Ontology annotation, biological process: potassium ion transport; proton transmembrane transport.